AAGCCUUCUUCUAUGUCUGCAGGUUCAUUUUCUUAGUUAUUUUCCCAGGUCAACAGAAAACUGCUGGCUGCUUUUGGAUUCUUGAUUUUGAAAUGAAGAUUACAGACGGUAACGUGAUUCGAUUUCACCUCCAAGCUCUUUAUGGGAUUUCUGUAAAGAACUUUGCGAAGAAGAAAGGGAAAUUGGUGUACACUGGAGCUAAGGUGUUUGGGGUCCCUCUGGAAAACUUGCCCAGACGGUACAUUCCUGAAUUUGGUCUUGUACCCUGCUUUUUAGUGGAAGGUUGCUCUUUUCUGUUGGACCGUGUUGGUACUGUGGGCCUGUUCAGAAAACCAGGCUCCCUUCCUCGCGUUAAGAUCCUCAGGGAAAAAUUGAAUCGUGGGGACGAUGCCCUGUCCACUGCUUCCCCCUAUGAUAUCGCUACCCUCGUCAAACAGUUUUGCAGGGAUCUUCCUGAGCUGCUGUUCCCUUCUGAGAUUCAUGCGGCCCUGCUGGAAGCGCAGGCCCUGCCCGACCUGCAGGGCAAGAUGGCCGCCCUUCAGUUACUCUCCUGUUUGCUUCCAGCCAGAAACUCAUCCUGCCUGCAGUAUCUGUUUGACUUCCUUCACAAAAUUUCUCAGAGAUGCUCUGACAACUUGAUGACCAGCUCCAAUCUGGCCACAGUCUUUGUCCCAUGCCUCUUACCGCCGCCAAACAAAACCGAAAUGUCAGAAGAGCGACUUGAACUUCGAGUUCUUGUCCUGCGCACUUUCAUAGAGUUUCCUCAUGUUUUUGGUGUGAUUUCUAAAACCGUUAUGGACAGCAUGAAAUAUUUUAUGAACUUUGUUCAUCUGGAGGAUGUGUUCAAGAAAAGAAACCAAAAGAUGCGCAGCUUAAAGGUAAAACGAUCUGAGAAGACCGUGCUCCGGAUUCAGAGCAAGCCAAAGGUCAGGCCUGCAGUUUCUGAUCCGACUCUUGUCUGCAUAACGAGAGGCGACCCAAAGCUGAGGAGAAGCGUUGGUCUUGAAACCUUCCCCAACAUCCAGCUCUUCAGGACCUGCAUGCCUAAUGAAGAUCAAAGUUUCAGAUCUGCAAACAAAACUUUUGUUACUGCCAUGGAGAGACUGCAGCACAAAAACUGGAGGAGACGUUCUUCACCAAUCUAAAUUUCACUAGUUGUCCCAUGUCUGUCCAUCUCUGAAAAUAUUUGAACAGACUUUGUUGUAUCAGACUUUUUUUCUCUUGAAUAAAUGUUGUUUUUAUGUGACUGUU
Xiphophorus couchianus (Monterrey platyfish) is the source of this 1251-nucleotide messenger RNA. RefSeq names its product rho GTPase-activating protein 11B. Gene Ontology annotation, biological process: signal transduction. Gene Ontology annotation, molecular function: GTPase activator activity. Lineage: Eukaryota; Metazoa; Chordata; Actinopteri; Cyprinodontiformes; Poeciliidae. The record is from RefSeq and is a predicted model, not a curated record. Bases 93 to 1145 code for a protein of 350 amino acids. The transcript has 7 exons.